AUAUACCAUGUUAGUGGUUAAAGAAUAUAUGCUUUUAAAACUCAAUACCAUUUAACAAUGGCUUUAUAUAUAUAGUAGGAGUUUCCAACUCUUCUCAUCAACCAACUAGCAUUUGCAAAAAUAUUACUUUCUUUGUAAACACAAACUAAACUACCUGCCAUUUUACAUCAAGCAAAACAGAAAGAUGAGUGUAGAAAUUUUAGAUGGUGCUACCAUUGUCCACUUUCUUGAAGAUGAAGAAGCAUUUAACAACUCUGUACUUAACCGAUUUGCUCGUCUUGACACAAAUAAUGAUGGUCUUCUGUCUUAUGACGAGAUGUUGAAGGAGCUCCAAGGUCUGAGGGUUUUCGAAACACAUUUUGGGAUUGACGUGGAGCCGGAUCCAGAUGAGCUAGCCCGUGUUUAUGCGUCCUUGUUCAUACAAUUCGAUCACAAUUUAAAUGGCACGGUUAAUCUGGAAGAAUUCAAGACAGAAACAAAGCAGAUGAUGCUUGCGAUGGCGGAUGGAAUGGGUUUCAUGCCAAUUCAAAUGGUGUUGGAAGAAGAAGACAACAUCCUUAAGAAAGCUGUUGAAAGAGAGUACAAUAAAGUCUCAGCUUAAGUGCUGCUAUGAGAUCAUACCUAAGAUUUAACAAAUUCUGCAAGUUUUGUAUUACUCUAUAACAUUUUGUUUGUUGUUCUUAUUACCUUUGAAACUUCCUACACUGUUUUGUUAUGGAUUCCUUUAAUCAAAACAUACCUCUUAGAUGAGUUUUUGACUAAAGAAGAUUUUCAAGAAUGUUAU
Vicia villosa (hairy vetch) is the source of this 784-nucleotide messenger RNA. RefSeq lists its product as uncharacterized. Lineage: Eukaryota; Viridiplantae; Streptophyta; Magnoliopsida; Fabales; Fabaceae. Bases 185 to 601 code for a protein of 138 amino acids. Gene Ontology annotation, molecular function: calcium ion binding. The record is from RefSeq and is a predicted model, not a curated record. The transcript has 2 exons.